GCAGGGCGGCAAGCAGCUCGUGUUCCUGCCCGGGAGCGCGGGGGUCGGCGAGACCUGGCCACCCCCGAGCCCAGGAGGAAGCAGAUACGCUGGGGGAUGCAGCGGAGGAAGUGUGAAUGCGACACCCUCCCGGCCCGGGCAAGUGUCACUCCCCCAGGCUUCUGUAAGGACCGCGUAGUCGGGUCCCCAAGGAUCCUUGUCGCCAGAUGAUCAGUUAGCCAUUGCACGGAAGGGAUUUUGACGAUUAUAUGUGACAUUCCAACUGCUCAAUGGCCUCCCCAAAGAAGAAACUUCAGGGUCUCGUGGCUGCAACGAUCACACCAAUGACUGAGAACGGAGAAAUCAACUUUUCAGUAAUUGGUCAGUAUGUGGAUUAUCUGGUGAAAGAACAGGGAGUGAAGAACAUUUUUGUGAAUGGCACUACUGGAGAAGGCCUGUCCCUGAGCGUCUCCGAACGUCGCCGGGUCGCAGAGGAGUGGGUGACACAAGGAAGGAACAAGUUAGACCAGGUGGUGAUUCACGUAGGUGCACUAAGCUUGAAGGAGUCCCAAGAACUGGCCCAGCAUGCAGCAGAAAUUGGAGCCGAUGGCAUUGCUGUCAUUGCACCUUUCUUUCUCAAGCCGUGGAACAAAGAUGUCCUGAUUAAUUUUCUAAAAGAGGUGGCCGCGGCUGCCCCUGCAUUGCCAUUUUAUUACUAUCACAUUCCUUCCUUGACGGGAGUAAAGAUUCGUGCAGAGGAGUUGUUGGAUGGAAUUCAGGAUAAGAUCCCCACCUUCCAAGGGCUGAAAUUCAGUGACACAGAUCUCUUAGACUUCGGCCAGUGUGUUGAUCAGAAUCACCAACGACAGUUUGCUCUCCUCUUUGGGGUGGAUGAGCAACUGUUGAGUGGUCUGGUGAUGGGAGCAACCGGAGCAGUGGGCAGCACCUAUAACUACCUAGGGAAAAAGACAAACCAGAUGUUGGAGGCUUUUGAGCGGAAGGACUUCUCUUCAGCCCUGAACUACCAGUUUUGCAUCCAGAGAUUUAUCAACUUUGUGGUCAAACUAGGUUUUGGAGUGUCACAGACCAAAGCCAUCAUGACUCUGGUCUCUGGGAUCCCAAUGGGCCCACCCCGACUUCCACUGCAGAAAGCCACCAGGGAGUUUACUGAUAAUGCUGAAGCUAAACUGAAGAGCCUGGAUAUCCUCUCUUUCACUGGUGUGAAAGAUGGAAACUUGGAAGCCUGUAGCUAGUGCCUCUCUAUCUAAUCAGGAUGUGUAUCUUGAGACCUCAUCCAUCUUGAAUAGUUCUUCUUUUCUCAGGGACUUUUUAGAUGAAAUUGAACUAAACUUUCUUGUAGCAAAUGAAAUCUCACAUCAAUCAGCAAAUAAAUAUCUACUAUGAGAGUUAGGUACAGUGGGAUGCACCCUCAAUAGCAGCAACUUGGGAGGCUGAAGCAGAAGGAUCACAAGUUCAAGGCCAGCCUCACAACUUGGUGAGACCCUCUCUCAAAAUAAAAUUAAAAGGGCUUGGGAAUGUGGCUCAGUGAUUAAGUGCUUCUGACCUCAAUUCCCAGUACCUGUGCCUGCCACACACAAAAUUUAAAAAAUAAAUCAUGGACCCUAAGUCAUUCGUAUUCCACUUUUUGGUAGAGAAGUUACUGUUUAUUGGAUGGAAUGGAGUCAAGGGAAAUUUGUAAUUGAUUAAUCCACUUUUGGGAAUUCCCAUUAAUUUCUGGUUCUCAAUCCUAUUUUAAAGUCUUCUAAUUUUUAACCACUAUAAUGUAAUUUCAUUUUAAUAAAUAUUCAUUUGGAAUCUA
Messenger RNA from Sciurus carolinensis (gray squirrel), 1798 nucleotides. RefSeq names its product N-acetylneuraminate pyruvate lyase (gene Npl). The transcript is spliced from 12 exons. Lineage: Eukaryota; Metazoa; Chordata; Mammalia; Rodentia; Sciuridae. The coding region runs from base 270 to 1232 and encodes 320 amino acids. Gene Ontology annotation, molecular function: N-acetylneuraminate lyase activity; 4-hydroxy-tetrahydrodipicolinate synthase activity. The record is from RefSeq and is a predicted model, not a curated record. Gene Ontology annotation, biological process: carbohydrate metabolic process; N-acetylneuraminate catabolic process.